AUGCACCCCGUCACGUCCCUCGUCUCGUCGGCCACGCUGCUGCUGUCGGCGGCCUCGCUCGCCGCCGGCCAGGGCGUCGGCACGCAGCAGACGGAGACGCACCCCAAGAUGCCGUUCCAGAAGUGCACGGCCAAGGGCAGCUGCACGACGCAGCAGGGCGAGAUUGUCAUCGACGCCAACUGGCGCUGGGUGCACGACAAGGGCGGCUACUCCAACUGCUACACGGACAACAACUGGAACACCACGGCGUGCGCGGACGCGACCUCGUGCGCGUCGCAGUGCGUCGUCGACGGCGCCGACUACACCAAGACGUACGGCGCGUCGACGAGCGGCGGCGCCCUGACGCUCAAGUUUGUCACCAAGGGCGACUACGCGACCAACAUCGGCUCGCGCAUGUACCUCAUGGCCAGCCCGACCAAGUACGCCAUGUUCACGCUGCUGGGCAACGAGUUUACCUUUGACGUCGACGUCAGCAAGCUGCCGUGCGGCCUCAACGGCGCCGUCUACUUUGUGUCCAUGGACGAGGACGGCGGCAUGAGCAAAUACUCGACCAACAAGGCCGGCGCCAAGUACGGCACGGGCUACUGCGACAGCCAGUGCCCUCGCGACCUGAAGUUUAUCAAUGGAUGGAAGCCCUCGUCCAACGACAAAAACGCGGGCGUCGGCGACAUGGGCUCGUGCUGCGCGGAAAUGGACAUCUGGGAGGCCAACAGCAUGGGCAUGGCCUACACGCCGCACCCCUGCAAGAACAACGCCCAGCACGUCUGCAACGGCGACGAGUGCGGCGGCACGUACUCGGCGUCGCGCUACGCCGGCGACUGCGACCCGGACGGCUGCGACUUCAACCCCUACCGCAUGGGCGUCAAGGACUUUUACGGCGCGGGCCUGACGCUCGACACGUCCAAGAAGUUUACCAUUGUCACGCAGUUCCUGGGCUCGGGCACGACCCUGACGGAGAUCAAGCAGUUCUACGUCCAGGGCGGCAAGAAGAUUGAGCUGCCCAAGACGACCUGGCCGGGCCUCUCGGGCAACUCCAUCACGCCCGACUUCUGCACCAGCCAGAAAAAGGUCUUUGGCGACCGCGACAGCUUCGGCGACAUUGGCGGCUUCCCCGCCAUGGCCGACGCCCUGGCCAAGCCCAUGGUGCUCGUGCUGUCGCUCUGGGACGACCACAACUCCAACAUGCUGUGGCUCGACUCGACCUACCCGACCGACGCGGACCCGGCGACGGCCGGCAAGGGCCGCGGGCCCUGCGCCACGAGCAGCGGCGUCCCCAAGGACGUCGAGUCGAAGAACGGUGAUUCCACCGUCGUCUACUCCAACAUCAAGUUUGGCGCCAUCGACUCGACCUACUCGGCGUCGUAG
Messenger RNA from Sporothrix brasiliensis 5110, 1365 nucleotides. RefSeq lists its product as uncharacterized. NCBI's taxonomy places the organism in Eukaryota, Fungi, Ascomycota, Sordariomycetes, Ophiostomatales, Ophiostomataceae. Gene Ontology annotation, molecular function: hydrolase activity, hydrolyzing O-glycosyl compounds. Bases 1 to 1365 code for a protein of 454 amino acids. Gene Ontology annotation, biological process: carbohydrate metabolic process. The record is from RefSeq and is a predicted model, not a curated record. The transcript has 3 exons.